Molecule: messenger RNA, 1217 nt
Organism: Nematostella vectensis (starlet sea anemone)
Lineage: Eukaryota; Metazoa; Cnidaria; Anthozoa; Actiniaria; Edwardsiidae
Product: WASH complex subunit 3
Exons: 9
Coding region: 89-721 (210 amino acids)
Biological process (GO): actin filament polymerization; exocytosis
Cellular component (GO): WASH complex
Source: RefSeq, a predicted model, not a curated record
UGCCAGUAGUGGAACGCCUGGCGCCUUUUGCACGAUCUUCGUAUAUUUUACUUCCACUCGUAUUUCCUGUUUUACUGUGGCCCCAAACAUGGAUACUGAUGACGGCUUUCGUAUCGUUCCCAAUGUGGAUUAUACAAAGGUCAGCCCUUUGAACCACAAGCGAACCCUGGCAUUUCUUAAUCACUUCAUCACCCAUACAGUCAGAUUCCUCAACAGAUUCUCAUGUGUUUGUGAAGAGAAAUUGUCAAUGCUCUCAGGAAGAAUUCAGAAAAUAGAAAUUAUGAUGAGCAUUCUUGAAGCAAAGCUUGCAUCAAUUCCUGGCUUAGAGGAUGUUACAGCACCAACAACAACCACGGCCAUACCAUCAGCAACUUCCGCCAAUCAGCAACCUGCGCAACAACCACAAGCCGAACAGCCAGCUGCUACGCCCCCACCUGCCACGCCUGCUGCACCUACUUCUGCCCCAUCUGAACCAGAACCAGAGCGAGAAGCUGCUCCAACUAUGACAGUCUCUCAGGAUCCAAGAUACGCGAAGUAUUUUCAAAUGGUCAAAGUGGGGGUGCCUCCUGGAGCGCUGAGGGGAAAAAUGGUGGCUGAAGGUCUUGACCCUAACUUGUUAGAUAAUCCCGAUGCGCUGUUACCCGGAGGAGGUCCCCCACCCCCACAGGCGGACUCGGACGAUGAGCUGUCAUCUGCCUCGUCAUUUAGCGAUGAUGAGUGAGACAUGUCCAUAUAUGGUAAAAUAGGACCACGAGGGGUAAUGGAUAACCAUAUUUAGAAGUAUUUGUCAAGUAGACUUGGGAAUAAAAUGUGUACAGGACGACAAAAGAAAUAUAUCUAUGUGACGUGCACAUAUUAGUUAAAGACCCUGGGUCCGAAUUGCGUGACGCAUGGUUUCGUAGGCUAUGAAACCCUAUGCAAAUCUUCUCGAUUCUAUUGCUGAAAUAUCAAAUAAUGCAAGGCAAGUUGUAUUUUUUCACAAAGCUAAAACAACGUCACGCUGAAAGAAGUCUCUAUCUAAAACAGGUUUGAGACUUUUUAUCACGAAAAUGGCGGGAAAAUUAUGGGUUUUGUCGAAGUGUGUAGUUUUUCUUUAGAAUGAUUGUCUUCAAUACUUGUAAAAUACGAUUUAAAUUCUCUGCUUCGUCAUACAUGAUGGAUAUAAAGUUAUACUGAGAAUUACGAUGCGAUUGCGAUUACAGUGUAAAUUGAAAACA